AGGAGGAAGGAGGGACCGUGUAGGUGGGAUGGUCCGGAAAUCCCGUGAUAAAAAGAGGAGCGCGGGGGAAAAGUAGGGAGAAGCUCCGGAGUCAUUCGCUCUCCUCCACUCCUCGUCCGCAACUUGCCCGCUGGCACAUGGGCGCCAGACGGAGCCGCUAGCGGCAGAACGACCCGCAGCACCUGUCCAGCACCGCACAGCACCCGCGUAGCCAGCGAGGCUGCCCGCCGCCGAUUGCCGGACUCUGUGCAUGCGAGGUGUGAAGCUGGGCUGCGCCCCUGAGCCAUCGUCAUGGAUUUUGUGAUGAAGCAAGCUUUAGGAGGGGCUACCAAGGACAUGGGAAAGAUGCUGGGUGGGGAUGAGGAGAAAGACCCUGAUGCUGCCAAGAAAGAAGAGGAGCGACAGGAAGCCCUCAGACAAGAAGAGGAGGAGAGGAAAGCCAAGUAUGCCAAGAUGGAGGCUGAAAGAGAAGUUAUGAGACAGGGGAUUCGAGACAAGUAUGGGAUAAAGAAGAAGGAGGAAAAAGAAGCAGAGGCCCAGGCUGCACUGGAAGCUAAUGCUGAAGGAAGCCUGACUCGUCCAAAGAAGGCUAUUCCUCCUGGCUGUGGGGAGGAGGAGGAGGAGGAAGAAGAGAGCAUUCUAGACACAGUCAUCAAAUACCUACCAGGUCCCCUGCAGGACAUGUUCAAGAAGUAAUAACUGCAGACUGCUAGAUGGGCAUAAACAGUACUGCAAAGGAUUUCUCUUUUGCCCAAUGGGGAUUUACAGUCUUGCCAUCCAUCACGCACCUCUGCCCUCUAAUGCUCACUAGGAGUCCUUUUGCUUCCCAUUCUCCACUGCCUCUUCCCUUUGCCUCUACCCCAAGACUCAUCAGUCCUUUUUUUUUGUACAUAGUCACAUCCAGUAGAUGCCUCUGAAUGGAUGUACAGAUUAAAAAGCUGCAGACUACACAACUUUUAUUAUAAGCCAUAGUACUAUGUAUGUUAAAUAAGGCAACUGUACAUUAAGCAUAGAAAAGGAACAACCUCACGUGUAUUUUGACCCAAAGCAAGAAGAAGUGUUCACUCAGUGUGAACAGUAUCCUUUUUAGUUUUCUUUAAUUAUUAUUGCUGAUAAUAAUUAUUAAUUAUUUUUAUUAACGUUCUUGUUGAUUGGGUCACACUAGCCAUUUGUUGUUGAGUACAUCUACCCUUGGAAGGAAUAUCUCAGUUCUCCCAUGGAAGCAGAGCUUUUCAGUUUUAAUUCCAUCACUGGCAUAAAUAAAAAAUCAUUUGGAAGCUAAAUCAUGCAUGACUUACACAGCUGACAUCACUCAGAACGAUAGAAGAAGUGAGUCAUCUGCCCUCAGAUGCUGAUAGAAGUUAAAUGCCUCAGAAUCUAAGCAAGAGUCAUGUCACUUUGGUAAUUAGCCAUACACUUAACUUGGAAGAGCAGAUUUGGUCUGACAGGUGCCAUAUAGAGAGCCAGAAGUACAGUAGGGUGUGUGGUACUAUUAGAGGACCUUUCCACUCCUAGGAAGUCAGUGACCAAGAAUGUUGGCCUCUGAUUAACUACACUUCCUCUUUCUGCCCAGUGCCAUAUUUGACAAUCUCGUUCCCAGCAGUGCUUGCAGGAAAGGCAUUUGGUCUCCAGUAAAUUGUUAUUACUGUAUUCUACCCAUCCUUUAAUGCAGUUGUGGGAGAAAGUGAAAGUUAGACAAGACACUGGAGAGCCAGAAAUUCUAAGUUUCCUACAUUUCCUGCUAAGUUGCUCUGCUGCCUUGGAGAGAUAAUUCAUUUUUCUGAUUCAGCUCCUUCAGCUGUUGAACUGAGCUUUCAGUCUACACCUACUGUAAAAGGAUGUAGUAAGGAUGGAUUGCACAGUUCUUUUCCAGUGCUUUGCAGGAGCUAAUUAAUAUUAUAGUAGUGUGUAUAAAAGUAUGAGAAAAUCGCCCUCUUAACAUUGUCUUUAAUACCUUAGCCAGACAUAGCUACAGAUGUUUUCCAGUACGGCACAGUAAGCAUUGAGUAACUAAAUAAGAAAAGCCAAAUUCUUCUGGAGAUGUUGAUUUGCUAGUACAACACACACUCAAUAGAUUUAUUUUGAACACGAUCCCUUGCUAAGUUUUCUGGACUGUCAUCUGAAAAGGUGAUCGUAGAAUUUUUGUAUUUGGCUACAUAACUGUAAUAGCUGCUGUAAGAGCAUCACACCAUCUCAGUCUCACAAUCUUAUAGGAUAAUCACAGAACCAUAGAAUCAAAGAAUAUCUUGUGUUGGAAGGAACUAUCGAGUCCAACUUCACUGCUAUCCCAGGUUUUUCUUACACUUAAACAGGUUCACCUAAUUCAAUGAUAUGCUAUUUCUUUUUAGAAAAGGUAGUUUCCUUUCCUUGAAGGGUGAAUCUUGGCCUCCCCAUUAGUUUUUCAAAAUUAUAACAUUAUGACACUGUAUUAAAGUGAUAGGAAUCUACUGACUAAAAAAGGCGGAGAACUUGUAGUUCACCAGCAUGCAUUAUGUACAGUGGAAAAGUACCAUCUCCAUGUCUUCAUGGUUUGCCUCACAAAAGUAGAACUGUUUACAACAACAGAAAGGAAAGCAAUAUCUCAGAUUGUUUUCCUUUCUGUUGUUGUAAACAGUACUACUUUUGUAGUAGUAAUUAAGCAUUUUACCCUAAUGGAAAUUACUUGAUUCACUUGUUCAGAAUAACUGACCUUUGGCAAAUAUUCCUGUACUUUUCUGGAUACGGAAUUUAAAGAGAUAUUUGUCAUCCUUUCAAGUAAGUAUAAGCAUCAUAGUUAAGGCAGUGAGCCUUAACUACGUAAACUAGUGUGAAUUAUGUGUUUUUAACAGCAUCUUGUACAGUAGGAAAAAAAAUACCGUGAAAGAAAAUAAAUAUAUUCAUUUUGUCCUAUUCUUAUUUGGGUAUAUCAGCAGUCCUUGCUGCUUCCCAACUAACUUCAGUGGCAAGCUUCUAUCAAAUCUAGGGUGGAAGCUAAGGAUGUUUAACUGAUCUACAAGUCAAAACAGGCUGAUAAAAAAGCAACUUGUUCUGGGUUGGAUCUACAAACAAGACGUGCAAUCUGCUGUGAGUUUUUCAAGGAAAGAAGAAGGCAGGUUUUACUCUUUCCGAUAAUAUCAGUGCUUUUCUGCCCUUUCAUUUAGAGUGAAAUGAGUGUGUCCCACUAAGACUUCAAAGACCCAGAACACUCUUUAACUCUGGAUCAGUACUUGGGUAGUGCUGAGCAACAUAUCAUUUUCUAGGGAGAGUGUCCUACUCACUCCAUGCAAAUACAGCAACUAUUAAAGUAGCAAAGCCUUAAACAGGUAAAGUAACAAGUAAAUUAAAUAAAGCUUAUUUAAGUAGAUCUCAAACAACUCAAAACUCUCCUGCCACAAAGGCAGCAGGUUUUUUUUUUAUGCUCUGAGAGAGAAUUAGAUCCAGCACCCCUGAAAGCUAGAGAGCCUGGUUCUUUGCUCCAGCCAUUCAUUGGUAGUGAAAUCUGUUGACACAUUAACGUCACAUCUUCUGAAACACUCUGACUGAUGUGAGUGGUUGGUCUAUGUUCCCUAAUGCAUAAGUCAAACCAGCACAAAAGUUGCCCUGCUAAAAGACAUAUAUUCAUUCAUUUAUAAUCUCCCCUGGUCUUGUCUUGGAGGAGUGUACAAACAAACAACAGGAUGAACUCAUACUGCUUUGCUUUGGAUUUCUCUAAGGUUUGUUUGUUGACCUAUCCCUAGCCCCCCAUAAUGAACUCAUCUCUUCAUCCAGUCAAAUACUGCCCAUGGGGCAGAAGCACGGUUUGCUACAUGCUAUCCCUUACGUUGGAUGAUACUGCCAAUUGUUUGUUGGUGUUCAUUCUUCCUGGCACCUUGACGGGUGCACUUGUGUGUGGAAGAGGAAACAACAGAGGGUCAGGAGAGAGAACAGAGGGAUAUUUGAUAUAUUUUUUUCUAAUUGUGCCUCAACAGCUGCGCCAUUGACUGGUCUAAGUCAGAAUCUUGUGUAGCCUAUGCUCUAAUGUCAUAAGCAGGUAGCAUUGUUCCCAUGCUCAAAGUAUUAAAAAAAAGGUAUUUCUUUUUGUGAGCUGAGCCCAUGAACGGUGUGUACAUCUAGAUCCAAACUCUGAAAAAUGCUGUGGGAACACUGUGUGGAGUUUGUUACAAGCCAGGCUCACAAAGCAGGAGCAAAAGGGGAAGUGGUUUAUUGAAUAAUAUUUGCUGAGCAUUUUUCAUUGUGAGAGCUUUCCAGCCCAGCCAUGUCAUCACUUCUGUACUUCAGCUCUUCCAGCCCACAGUAGACCUACUUCAUGGACAAUAGAGUUCAGCCAGUUGUGAGCUGCCAGAUAUGAAUUUUCAUUUUAAUUUUCAAUUUCUUUCAAUAAAGAAACAUGACAGAAGACCUAUUACAGGCACUGGGCAGAUUUUUCUUGGUUUUGUCUCAGAUAACCUUUGGCACCUUGUAUGAGUUCUGGGCCUCUCCCCAAGGCAUUCCUUAGUCUCCAAAGUGCCUAAGCCACUCUGAACAGACUCGAAAGCAGGCACUCCCCCCUCCCUUGUGCCCAUUCUUUCCCCUUCCCCUUCCCACCCUGCACUACCAACAUGGUGCACAAGACCUUUGGCUGAUAUAGGUGUGAGAAGCAUUGUCAGACACUAUCCCCCUCAGCACACAAGCAGGCAUUGAAGCACUUGAACAAGACCAAAGAUAAGUAUGGUUCAUUGUUUGGAUUCUGAAUUUCUCUUUGUCAUUCCAUGCCAUUGUUUCAUUUGUGUUGCUGGUCUGUUCAAUCUCAGGUAAAUGAGGUCUUUUUUUCUUUUUUUUCUUUUCUUUCUGCCCCUUCUCCCCUCC
Lagopus muta (rock ptarmigan) is the source of this 4824-nucleotide messenger RNA. RefSeq names its product complexin 1 (gene CPLX1). Gene Ontology annotation, biological process: synaptic vesicle exocytosis; neurotransmitter transport; regulation of neurotransmitter secretion. The coding region runs from base 292 to 696 and encodes 134 amino acids. NCBI's taxonomy places the organism in Eukaryota, Metazoa, Chordata, Aves, Galliformes, Phasianidae. Gene Ontology annotation, cellular component: SNARE complex; terminal bouton. The transcript has 4 exons. Gene Ontology annotation, molecular function: syntaxin binding. The record is from RefSeq and is a predicted model, not a curated record.